AUGCUCUCUCAGUGUGACCCUCACCACACGCUCUCUCAGUGUGACCCUCGCCACAUGCUCUCUCAGUGUGACCCUCACCACACGCUCUCUCAGUGUGACCCUCACCACACGCUCUCUCAGUGUGACCCUCACCACACGCUCUCUCAGUGUGACCCUCGCCACACGCUCUCUCAGUGUGACCCUCGCCACACGCUCUCUCAGUGUGACCCUCGCCACACGCUCUCUCAGUGUGACCCUCACCACAUGCUCUCUCAGUGUGACCCUCGCCACACGCUCUCUCAGUGUGACCCUCGCCACACGCUCUCUCAGUGUGACCCUCGCCACACGCUCUCUCAGUGUGACCCUCGCCACACGCUCUCUCAGUGUGACCCUCGCCACACGCUCUCUCAGUGUGACCAUCGCCACAUGCUCUCUCAGUGUGACCCUCGCCACACGCUCUCUCAGUGUGAUCAUCGCCACAUGCUCUCUCAGUGUGACCCUCGCCACAUGCUCUCUCAGUGUCCACAAGAGAAAGAG
Messenger RNA from Procambarus clarkii (red swamp crayfish), 516 nucleotides. NCBI's taxonomy places the organism in Eukaryota, Metazoa, Arthropoda, Malacostraca, Decapoda, Cambaridae. The record is from RefSeq and is a predicted model, not a curated record.